Prorocentrum cordatum is the source of this 419-nucleotide messenger RNA. NCBI's taxonomy places the organism in Eukaryota, Dinophyceae, Prorocentrales, Prorocentraceae. The record is from the annotation of a GenBank genome assembly.
AGGAGGGUGGGCUUCACUCCUCCCUGCCCCCCAUCGCCUCCUCGCCCCGCCGCUGCAGGAGGAGUACCUGGCGCACAUGGACGAGAUCCGCAGGGUCACGCCCCCCGGACGGCUGCUGGAGUUCGAGGUCGGGCGGCACGGCUUCGCCGAGCUGGAGGAGUUCCUGGGCCUGCCGCCACGGCUCGGCGGGGCGCCGUUCCCCCACGUGCGGUCGAACAGGAGCUGGACGAACGACGCGAUUCAGAUCCAGCAGCCCGUCGUAGGCCGCACGGCGCUGGUGCUCCUCCUGGCCCUGCACGCCUUCCACUGCCUGGCCGUGGGCGCCCUGCUGCGGUGCGGCCACGCCUGCGGCCGAGGGCUCUGGGACUGGCUCGGCGGGUUCGACUGACCCUACGCGCCGCUUUCAGACAGAGAACAAG